CGCACUUAUGCGGUGUUUUCUUUCAUUAUUCAUUUCAAUGCUGUUCUUUCACAGUCCGUUUCGUGGUUUCUAUCGGUGAGAAAAAGCUGCAUUUUGUGCUGUGAAUUAAGUGUGAUAUUUAAAGCAAAACCCCUGCAUAAGAAAGGGAAUGUAGUUCAAUGGGGUGAAGUGGCGGCAUCACAAUCAGCAUCCAUUGACCGAUGAAUCACUGGGUCGGCACCCAAACACCAAUCCACCAACCAAAAAGAUUGAUACAGAGUUGCGUACAAAGUGUUCCGAAAGGCAAACAGCAGCAUCCGCCGUAUCCUGUUUAAGUGGUGGAAGUGAUGCGAUGGAGUUAAACGGAACACAAUCUGAUUCUUCCGAAUUGAGCAGCAAAUAUCGUCACCGAGACGAACUGACGAUGAGAGCUGAAAGGAAAGAAAAAAGACGGUCCAAGAUUUACUACGAUGAUUUUGUUACGCUCGAUACGACCGUUAUGCUGAAGGUCUACGUCGGUGCACUGUCCCUGCAUUAUGAGGCGCUUAGUGUGGAGGCAUCCAAGCAGACCACGGCCGAGGAGAUCGUUUCCUGCAUCGUCGAACGGCUGGGACUAACGGGAAACAACUAUGAGCUGGCAGAAGUGGCCGGCGAGUGCAAGGAAAGGCGACUUUCCGCGCACGAAAAGCCCGUCUCCGUUAUGCUGCUGUGGCCGAUGCACUCGGAGAAAGAUUUUCAUAGAUUCUAUCUACGUGAAAUACAAAGCGACGUUCCUUGGCUAGAUAGUUAUGGACUCGAUCCACAGAUACUUAGAGACUUUAUACCGUUUCUGUUGCAGAAAGAAAAUAGGGAAUAUCCUGACCUGUGCCAACUACCAGAUCUUAACGAAGCAACGCUACUCGAGAACCUUCGCCAGCGGUUUGAGGCCGGCCACAUAUACACGUACGUCGGCAGCAUCCUGAUCGCAGUCAAUCCGUUCAAGUUUCAUCCCAUCUACAAUCCAAAGUAUGUGCGGCUCUACCAGAACCAGCGGAUCGGGCCGAUCCUGCCACCGCACAUCUUCGCCAUCGCGGAUAACGCUUACUACAACAUGCUGAAGGAGAAACGAAACCAGUGUAUCGUCAUCAGCGGUGAGAGUGGUUCCGGCAAAACCGAAAGCACCAACUUCCUGCUCCACCAUCUGACGGCCCUCUCGCAGAAAGGUGCCCAUGGGUCCGGCGUAGAGCAGACCAUCCUCAGUGCCGGACCCGUUCUGGAAGCGUUUGGCAAUGCGAAAACGGCGCACAACAACAACAGCAGCCGUUUCGGCAAGUUCAUCCAGGUAAACUACCGCGAGAAUGGUAUGGUGCAGGGCGCUGUGGUACAGAAGUAUCUGCUCGAGAAGAGCCGAAUCGUUUCACAAGGACACUACGAGCGCAACUACCAUGUGUUUUACUAUCUACUGUCGGGAGCAACCGAUGCGGAGCGGGACGCACUGCAUCUGCUGCCAGCGGAAAAGUACCACUACCUGAACGCAAAGAAUCUCACGCUGGAAAACUGUGACGAAAAGUACGAGUUCUCACGCCUGAAGCAGAGUAUGGAGAUGGUUGGCUUUUCGGCGGAGAAGCAGCGGCGCCUGUUCAACGUCCUGUCGGCCGUGCUGCUGCUCGGUAACGUCGAGUUCUUCCCGAAAAAGUCCACCUACCACCACGACGAGAGUGUGCAGGUACGAAAUCCGGACGUGGUGGGACUAAUAUCGGAGCUGCUGCGCGUUAAGCAGGAGACACUGAUGUCGGCGCUCACGUCCAAGCGCGUGAAGGCUAGCGGCGAGACGCUGAUCAUGCAGUACAAGCUGCCGGAAGCGAUUGCGGCCCGGGACGCGCUAGCGAAGUGCCUUUACGGGGCGCUGUUCGAUUGGAUUGUGCUGCAAGUGAACCAUGCGCUGCUGAACAAGGACCAGGUCCUGCAUACGGGUCACUCGAUCGGCGUGCUGGACAUAUUCGGCUUCGAGGAUUUUGGGCCACAGAACAGCUUCGAGCAGCUGUGUAUUAACUAUGCAAACGAGCAUUUACAGUAUUACUUCAAUCUGCACGUGUUCAAAUACGAACAAAAAGAAUACAAACGCGAGGGAAUUAAAUGGACUGAUAUAGAAUUUCUAGACAAUUACGGUUGCUUGCAGCUGUUUGAAUCGAAACCUUCCGGUUUGUUGUGUAUACUGGACGAUCUGUGCAAUUUUCCCGGUGCCACGAACGAAACGUUGCUGCAAAAGUUCAACAGUGUUCACAAGGAUAACGCAUUUUACGAAAAGCCACAGCGCAAAGAGAACGCAUUUAUUAUAAAGCAUUACGCGGGCAAGGUGAAAUAUCAGGUCGCCGAAAUGCGUGAAAAGAAUCUCGAUCUAAUGCGGCAGGAUAUUGUGAGCGUGUUGAAAAACUCGAGCAUGGCGUUUGUUCGCGAGCUGGUCGGAGCCGACCCGGUGGCCGUAUUCAGGUGGGCCAUUUUACGGGCCUUUUUUCGCGGCUAUUUUGCAUUCCGGUCAGCCGGUAUUAAGCAUCGCAAGGAACGGGCUGACAUGUCGUACAACAAGCUGGCCACCAAGACGCGAUACCGUGCGCCGAACGAUAGUAUCGUGAGUAAACGCAUCAGUAACGCCAUGAGCGAUAUUACAUCGGGCCAUAGUAACAAUCAGGCCUGCUCGCCCAAUAGCAAUCUCGCCUACCACCGGCAGUCCCUUGGAAAUGCUGGAUAUGGCGCGGCCGGUGCUGCUUCACCGGGCGCAACCGGUGGAACACCUCGCCGGUCUUGGUCGAGUUUUGCGUUCAACAACAAAAAUUUCCCCGACGGCAAACUGAACUAUGAGUGCAACCAACAGCAAGAUCAAACGCCCCAGUACCACUCAAAACACCUACAAUCGACGGCCUCUUCGUCAUCGUCUAUCUAUGGCAGUGGUGGAGGUGGCAAAUCAUCGGCCAAUGCAAAUUCUUCCGCGAGCGGUGCUCCGAACAGCGGAGGAGUAACUAGUACUGGCAGUGGCAAAGGAUACGGACUGGGAUCGGCAGCGGCGCGUAAUCGUUUCGAACGUUCCGGUCAGGACGUAAUGGCCCGGGCAUCUCAAAUCGUAAUGAAAAACAAAUCCUUUCGUCCACGGGAGCGACCGAAAAAGGGACUAAAGAAUCUUCAGUCGGUGAAAACGCUUUCAGCUGGCCAGAAUCUGUCGAAUCAAACCUCCGCUAUCAAAACACGUAAACAGCCACUUACUGUGACCGCCCAGUUCCAGAACUCUCUGAUUGCAUUGAUGGAAACCUUAAAUCAGGCAAACCCAUUCUUCAUUCGAUGUAUCAAAUCGAAUCCGAAUAAAAUACCGAACCAGUUUGACGAUGCCACCGUUACGCGACAGCUUCGCUACACGGGCAUGCUGGAAACGGUCCGCAUUCGUCGGGCUGGUUACAAUGUACGUCUGACGUACGAAGAGUUCAUUCAGCUGUACCGCAUCCUGCUACCGAAGGGUUUGGUCAGCUCCCAGAAAGAUGUGCGGGAUUUCAUGAGUACGAUGGAUCUGAACAAGCAGCACUAUCAGCUCGGGCUGACCAAGAUCUACAUGCGCGAGUCGCAGAAAAUGCGGCUGGACAUCUCGCUGCACACAAAGAUCAUCGACAGCAUUAUCUGCAUUCAGCGCUGGUUCCGGGCGAUUUUGCAGCGGAAAAAGUACUGCCAGUACCGGAACGCGGCCUGCACUAUCCAGUCCUACUGGCGCGACUAUCUGCGCGAGAAGCAGGAGAAGUUUACGCGCAAAAUACGCAACCACGCGGCUACGGUGAUCCAGGCGACCUGGCGUGGCUACACGGUACGCAAGUGGUACAGCAAGCUAAAGACGGGCGUGUUGAUCAUUCAGGCGCGCAUCCGUGGCAAUCAGGCGCGAUCGCGCUUCAAGGAGCUGUUGAGCAAAAAGUUGCAGCGAGAGCGGGCCAAGCUACGCUCCACGCAAAGCCUGCCCGUUGAGCGACCGAUCGGAACGACGGCUGCUGGCGGAUCGUACGGUGGAGGUGGAGGAGGAGCAGGAGGAGGAGGGUCUACGUAUCCCGAGAUUGUGCAUGCGAUCGAGCAUCGGAAGAAGCCGACCCCGGCAGUGGGACGCAGCUUCGAGACGGCCAUUGAUAUAGUGAACAAAAAUCGAGCGCUGUUUGCUGACGACAGCAUGUCCGCGGACUUUAUCGACGAUGACGAGGACGAGGAGGAAGAGGAGGAGGAAGAGACCACGGGCAGCCGGCAGGCGACGAUCACUGCGACAUGCGGCGAGGAGGAGGAAGAUGAGGAGGACGAUGAGGAGGGUUACGAGGAUCUUGGUUUGGUGGACGAUCCGCAGUACAUGGCGAAUAACCGAUCGGCCCUGAUGCAUCCCGUUAAGACGGCUGCCCCUAUCACAACGUCAUCGACGGUAAAUAGCGCACUAUUCGAUUGGAAUAAAAAGUAUAUGAAAAGUCUGGUCAUAUCCGGAGGAGGUGCUACUGCUUCCUCUUCGCCGUCGGCAGCAGGCGGCGGAGGAGGGAACGCUUCCAGUGUCGGCAGCAGUGUAAGCGGUGCGUACCAGAAAGCGCCGCUGCAACGCCAAGAGGACGUGCUGGACCGGCCGCUCCGGAUGUACGACAUCGAGCGGGCGAGCAAGAGUACGUUCGACGAUACGGAGCUGGCCAAGUAUCGGUACGAGCGGGGCGGCGGUGUGAGCAGCACGGUGAAGCUGCCGGUGCGACGCGUCGAUUCGGGCCCGUCGUCGGUGGCAGGCAGCGGCACGGGCAGCGGUGGAUCGACCAUGGGUCGGCCAGGGAUUCAGCGGUUUCGCUACGGUGAUACAGCGUCGUACGGCGGCAGUGGCAUGAUUCGAAAUCAGAACCACAGCAAUAAUAGUUAUAGUAAUAGUAAUGUUGAAAUCGUGUUUGUAAAUACCGGACUAGAUAGUGUCGGGGCGCCGGCAGGAUCCGGUGGUACCGGAUCCCUUUCGUCGUCCCCGGCCGCCAGGAAUCUCAAUCGAAACAGCAUUAGCAGCGGAACGCUUACCCAAACGCAAGUACCACCGUCGCUAGCGAGCAGUAUGCGGCGGGACUCUUUGCCGCUGAGCCAUCACCUGGGCACGAGCACCCGCACGCCGGGAGACGAAAUUAACUCCAACUAUCAAAUGCAUCAGCAACAGCAGCAGCAACAGCUGCAGCAACAACAUCAGCAGCAGCAGCAGCAGCAGCAGCAUCAGCAUCAAACCGGCUCCCCAAUGUCCCACUCGCCUCAGUCGCUACCGUUGGUCGGCUCGGCAGGUCACAUCGGAAACUAUCAGAAUCUGCAGUUCCCGCCGACCUCCAACUACCACCAGCACCAUCACCAUCACCAGCAGUCGGUGUACAACAAUAAUGCGCAGCCCGUCAGCACGAGUGCCAAAAUGGUCACCUCGACUCCUUACGGCGCCGCCGGCAACAACAGUUCGUACGCGACGGGAGCCUCGGCGUCAGCCAGCAGCCAGCGCGUAUCGGCAGCCUAUCCGGACGAUUUCGCACAAAACUAUUACACGACGACGACCACGACACCGAAGGGUAAGGCGGCCGCACUGCUCGGCACGGCCAAAUCGGAGGACAGUGCGGUAAUGAACGCUGGCCUCGGCCAGUCGAAGUAUCCGCUGGAUCGAGCGACGCUCGCCAAAGCGGACAGCAGCGAUAUGGUGCUGUCGGCUGGCAACAAAUCAACGAUCAAUCAAGGCGCCGGCAACGCUAGCGGCAGGCGCAUCAAGUCGACGAAUCUCAGUGAGGAUCAGCUAGUCGGUAGCUCGGGUUCCUCCGUCAGCUACCAUCCCGGCACGGGACUGACCCGGCGCGGUCCCGUCGGCACGAGUGCGAGCGGCGGUAGUGGCAACACGAGCAGUACCGGUAUCGCCAGCGAUACGCUCAAGCGCCGCAACUCGGACCCGACCAACAAAAUCCCGCUGCUGGAGGUGAACCGGGGCAACGACAUGUACCAGUCGAGCACGCGCAUCAACAUCGCCGGCCACCAGUUCCGGAAGGUGCAGCGUAUCAACAAGGCGGAACGGUGCGCCUGCUGCCAGGAGAUUGAUUCGUUCGUGAACGAAGGCUACCGGUGUCUCGACUGCAAGGUGCUGGUGCACACCAAGUGCAUUCAGAACGGGGGCAUCAAAUCGCUGCAAUGUGCGGUGGCCAAGCGCUCGAAGCGCAUUCGCACGGGCGGUGCCGGUGGCGGCGGGCUCGGCGGGUCGUCGAGCAAGCACGAUAAGCAUCACCCGAUCGGGGGCGGCAGCGCCAGCGGUCAGAAGAUUUCGUCCACGCGCGAAUACACCGACUCGACCGACAAGAUUAUCAGCGAUGCCAAAGAGCUGCAGCUAAUGCAGGACUUCAUCACGCAGAAGAUCUGCAAGAUGGAGAGCGACUGCGAGAAACCGUCGGAGGUGGACCGGGUGUUCAAGCAGGCGUUGCGCGAGUUCAAGGACAACCUGGUCGCCCAGUACAGUGUGGCGCAUCGGCAGAACUCGGACGUGCUGAACAUCAAGUACCGGGAUCUGAUCGCCAACUUUGAGCAGGUGAUCGAGACGACGUCCGGCCGCAAGAACGACUUUCCGCUGACGAUGGGCGUUAACGCGUUCCGCGGGUUUAUGAACGAGUUUAUGAACUCGCGCGAAACGGAAAAACCGAAAACGAAACGAAAAAAGGAUAAAAAGCGAAAACACGACGAUCAUACCACGUUCAACGGACAUACAUUCCAGUUAACGAUACUCAACAUUGCGACGGCAUGUGAAAUUUGCCAACAGUUUCUCCUGUGGCCAAUUGAGCGUGGACUGGUGUGCCAAAAUUGCAAACUUACCUGCCACAAAAAGUGCUACCAAAAGUCGGCAUCCUGCAACAAGAUCGCCAACACGGACCCGAACUCACUGCUGGGCGCCGGUGGCAGUGGUUCGGCCGUGGUGGCCGGCGGCUGCGGCCCGGACGGUCAACCGCUGUACGGUGGAGGCAUACCGACGAAGCUGUUCGGUGUGCCGCUGACGGCCCUCUGUGGCAACAGCAGCGACGGGGUGAAGAUACCGGCCCAGAUCAACAAGCUGAUCAUGAUGAUCGAAAUGCAUGGUCUGUACUCGGAGGGCAUCUACCGGAAGAGCGGCGUCAGCUCGAAGAUCAAGGACCUGAAGGCGAAGAUGGACCGGGCAGUGACGAGCGCCGAUGGCGGUGGCGGCGAGAUGGAUUUUGAGUCGUACAACGUGCAUGUGCUGACGAACGUGCUGAAGUCGUUCCUGCGCGAGAUGCCCGAACCGCUACUGACGUUCGAUCGGUAUGACGAUUUUCUGCGUGCCGCCGAUCUGUCCGACGGUAGCGAUCGCGUCCAGACGCUGCUGUCGCUGGUGAAAAAAAUACCGCCCGCCCAUCACUGUCUGUUCGAGCGGUUAAUCUUUCACCUGGCGCUGGUGGCGAAGCUGGAACAGUACAACCGCAUGUCGGCCAGCUCGCUGGCGAUCGUGUUUGCGCCGUGCGUGCUGCGCACGAACCGGUACGUGCCAGCGCAGGACAGCCUGAACGAUAUCGGACGCCAGACGAAGUGCAUGGAAACGCUCAUCACGCAGAAGAUGCUGAACGUGAAGAGCACGCUGGCGGACAUCGACACGCUCGACACGGCGGCGCACACGGCGACGGCCCGGCUCAGCACGCUGCGCAGCAGCAAGGUGUUUACGCAGGAGGAGAUGGCGAAUGCGCGCGGGGGCAGUGGCAUAGCGGUGGGCGGGCUGCUCGAAACCGAAACGGAGGAGAUGCUGCUGGAGGGCCACAUACAGGAGAUCCGGAAGGAGAAGGCCCUGCUAACUUCAACGCUGCCGAGCUUGGCGCGCGCCAGCUCGGACGACGAUCUGCUCUCGACCGAUCUGGACGGCGAGGGCGGCAGCCUGGACGAUCUAAGCAACAGCAAGGAGAAAGACUUGGACGUGAGCAGCGGAGGAGGAGGAGGAGGAGGAGGAGGAGGAGGAGGAGGAGGAGGAGGAGGAGGAGGAGGAGGAGGAGGAGGAGGUGGUGGAGGAGGAAGUAGCAACAUGAUAAGUGACAGUGGCAUCUCGAUUCGCUACCAGGCACCCUCGGAUCACGGCGGUAGUAGUAAUGUUAGUCUUAAUAAUGACGUCCCGAUGGCUGUGAGUUAUUCGUUACGUGAUCAGAGUGGAGCGGGCGGUGCAGGUGGUGGUGGUGCCACCGCCGCCGGGAUGGAGUACUUCCACAAGAUGGGUCCUUCGUCCGGUGCGAGUCCGGCUCCCGGCGUGAAGACGAAGUCCCUCUCCCACCAAACGCUGCUCGAGCGGGAAGCCUUCCUCCGGGGCAACGGUUCCACCUCUGUCUCCUCGCCGCAGUCCCCGACGGCCGCAUCAUCGGUCACGGCGUCCUCCACCCCGUCGUCGUCGGCAUCAGCCCCAUCGAUGAUGAAGUCGCAGCAGCAGAAUGGAAACGGCGCCAACGGCAGUACCGGUGGUGCCUCCGCGGGAGGCUCGAACGCAGCUGGCAGCGGUACGGGCGGCGGCGGACCGGGUAGCGGUGGUUCGAUAGCAUCGACGGCCACCAACAGUGCUGCCGGCAAGCGGGCCAGCGACAUCAAUCUGAGCCACUCGAUGAUAACGCUCGCGACGACGUCCCACAGCCUGGGCGGCAGUACGACGAGCAACAGCAGCAGCAGCGGCGUCGGUGGUAGCUCCGGCAGUACCGGCAGCGGUAGUGACCUGCAGCGACAAAAGCCCAUCAGCCGGAGCGUCUCCGGUGGUUACGAGGUGAGCCACCAUGGCUCGACCGUGUCGGGCUCGGCGUCCGGUUCGACGCACGCAUCGACCAACCACCGGAUACUGAUACAGGCAUCGUCAGCGCUACCGAUCACGCCUGGUGCCACCAUCGCUGCCUCUCCGUCCGGGUCCGGCUCCGGUGCUACGUCUACGUCCGCCUCCAGUUCUUCCAUCAACUCCGCGAACCUGCACGCGAAAGACAAUAAUGGGAUGGGCAAGGACGGACUGUCAUCGAGCGGUGGCAGUUCCUCCACCACCACCAAACUGGGGUCUCGCCGUAUGUCCGCCGGCACUAACAAACGGUCUGGUGGGGGUGCUGGUCCUUCCGGGGGUUCGAACAGUGCUGCCGGUGGACCAGGCCCGCCUGCCGGUGACGAUGAACCGAUCAUGGUUUGAAAUGCACAACGGAGGCGCCGCUUACACGGGUGAUGGGGAACGGUGGCGCAGCAUGAACGAACAGCAGCGCAGUGGUCCUCGACUUGCAACAUCAUCCUGCACCUGGUCGCACGAUAUGAGGCGAUUCGAUCGAUACGAUCGAAAACGUGGUGGCAUACAGCAGCACAGCAGGGCGGCAGCGGUGAACACGGAGUCAUAAACACACACAACUCUACAAGCAUAAGUUACGAUGCAUUAAUCUCCCUUUGCGACGGAAAAGCAUAUAGCAACCAGUACGCUCCAGCACUAAGUGUGUUGGUGUGCGUUUUUGAGGGCUUAUUGGCGAAGGAGGGAUCGCGUGGACAAACGCGUGCGCGCGCGGAAUCACAGUCAGUCAGCGAUGAAACAAGCGAUGCGUGGUGCACCUGCGAACGAACCGUGCAACAGAAGCGUGACCGUGCGUUAUUCGUGUUAUAUAUUAAUUAAUUUAUACCAAUCGAUUAUAUUAGCAGCAGUAGUUAUAGCAACAGAAGUAGUAAUAGCAGCAGCAGCAGCAGCAGCAUCAGUACGCGAAACGAAACUGACAAACGGUGUGAAUGAAUGUGGAUAUGAUAAACAUUUGAAUACUCCUAAUGCGUGUUGCGCAUUUAUUUAAUCCUGUUCAUCAGCCACAGCAACAACAACAAACUCCACUUUCUACGAACGGUGAAGAACGUUAGGAUUAUAACGUGAAGUAGAAUAACAAGAAGAAGAGCAUAUAUUCUCGCAAUUAGAUUUUGUUUUGCUUCGUUUUUGUGUGGCAAGCUUUUUUGGUAGAGAAUGUUUGGCAAAAUUCGUAAAAUCAACGGACCUUCAACGGAACUAGACAGCGAGAAGCGGAAAAUUGUAUUAUGGAAACUAAUUCAAUUUUCAUCAUGACUAAAUACACACUCACACACACCCACACAACAGGGAAAACGCUGAAGGUUGAGUUGGUAACGAAGCAACAAAGCAAAUGCAAUAAGUCAAAUUGUUUAUAUAUUCAAGUUGGGCGAACGAAUUUAGAGGAGAAAGCGCUAGAAAACUACGGAUUUACUAGAAUGUUUAACAAACAGCAACGUUCAUAGACAAAAAAUGCAGAUCCUCAUUUGCAACUUUGUGUGUGCGUGUGUUGAAAUCAUUUUCAGCCACUGAUAAGAACUGACAGUAGAACAGUAGAAUGUUUCCACACACUACACGUGAAUUGCUUUAACUUAUCCUCCCGUUACAGCCUUUUGCUACGCGGUGUGUAUCGGUCCUCCUGUCGGUCGUCUAACGAAUGUGUGCAUUCAUUUUGGUUUGGCUUUCGAGUCACCAGAACAAAUUUUACAACUUAUCACUAUAAAUAUGUACAUUUAAAAAGAAAUAUUUUGUUUAGCAAGUACACACGUUACAUGUGUUAGCAGCACAUGCACACAGGCGCAGAUAUGUCCAAAAGAGGGGGAGAGUGGGUCGUAGUUGCGAGUGCAGUAGUCCUGCAAAACUGCCCCUAUCUUCGCCCUCUAACGCUCACCCUUUUCCUCGUCUCCCUUCCCAGCACUCCUCUCUCCAACGCUUCCACAAACCCCGCUUCCACAAACCCCGACUCCUGCUUUUGGGGGUCGAAAAGAGAUAGAAGAAACAAUGGAAUCUGUGAAUAGUAGUAAUAAUGAUAACGCUAAGGAUAGUAACGCCCUUUGGAGAGUGAAUACGACGAUUGCUCUACAUCUAUAAUGAUAUGUUAUUUUUCCUUGUUUUCUAUUUCAUCUACGUGAAACAACUGAAAAAUCAUCUAGUUAAAAGAAACGCGUGGCAUCGGCAGGCGGGCUGAGCGAUGAAAGAUGGCGCACGCACAAUAACAAACGCUGUAAUCAGUGAAAUCUGUUCACGUUCAUUUAGUGCACCUAUUAGUGGUGUGUGUGUGUGUGUGUGUGUGUGUGUGGCCUUUAUUGUAGUCGUAGCAGAGGAGAAAAGAAAAUAAUUGGUUAGACUAAGGAACCGAAAGGAAUCACCACACAUACUAGACACUCUUAUUUGCAACUUUUGCGAGACUCCACUAAAAUUCUGUAUGACUCGUCUCAUGAAAAUAUGUAUAGAGGAACGCAUGUGAAUGUGUCAACGUUUUCCGAACGACUGUCUGGCGGAUCGGAAGAAUUCGAUAGCGGGCAAGAAAAGGGUAAGCCCGCACUAGAACCGAAAUAAGAAGAAAUUAAACAAA
Molecule: messenger RNA, 11339 nt
Organism: Anopheles merus
Lineage: Eukaryota; Metazoa; Arthropoda; Insecta; Diptera; Culicidae
Product: unconventional myosin-IXa-like
Exons: 17
Coding region: 332-9145 (2937 amino acids)
Biological process (GO): intracellular signal transduction
Cellular component (GO): myosin complex
Molecular function (GO): microfilament motor activity; ATP binding; GTPase activator activity
Source: RefSeq, a predicted model, not a curated record